CGAUAUUGACAGUAAAAUGCCUGCAGGAAAGAAGGAUAGAAGUGAUAGAAAUGCUAAGAAGGGUAGAGGAGCAGAGUUGAUGGCCCAGAUGGGGAUGGUAGAUCCUAACCAGAUGGGGGCCAUGAUGCUUGGGGAGGGAAUGGAUGAUGAAGAUGAUGAUGACGAUUUAGAAGCUGAGCUUGCUGCCCUCCAAGGACAUGCCCCUCCUCCAAAAAAGACAGCCCGUGCAAAGAAAGCUCCAGUAGACAUGUCUAUGAUUGAGAAGAUGGCACUGGAUAGCACUAGAGACAUAAAGAGUGAUGAGGAGAUUUCUGGAGAUGAGGAAGACCUGAUGGCUGAGCUGGAAGGUUUGAGUCCAGAUGAAGAAGAACCAGCACCAAUAAUAGCUCCUACUAAAGCACCAGUCAUAGCUCCCACCACAACCCCACCAGAAGCAAAAACUGCACCUCCUAAAGCGACUCCUGUUGCUAAACCUGCCGCACCACAGGGACCAGGGGGCAUGGUUGGUCUCCUGAUGGACAGGUUAGAGAACUACAAGCUGGCUUCCAGCAAUGAAGCAAACAGUGAAAGCUCUAAGGCAAGAAGAUACGACAGAGGAAUUAAGACAUUAGCGGGACUCCUAAAACAAGCCCAGGCAGGGAAGCCCAUUAAUGAAGAAGAUAUUCCACCCCAAGUAGCAACAGGGCAAGCAGGAGGAGCUCCUCCUCAAGCACCAAUUGAACACACUAGUGGGGCAACAGCAGCACCUACCAUUGUAGAAAGUCCUCCAAGUCAUCAGCCUGAAGCUGCUUCUCAAGACACAGAGACACUCGCCUUAUUAAACACAAGAAAAGAGGAAUACAAACAGGCUGCAAUUCUGGCCAAGAAAUCUGGUGAUGAUGAAACGGCAAAAAAAUAUUUGAAGAUAAUGAAGCAAUUUGAUGCAGUGAUCCAGGCAGCUACUGCAGGCAAUCCUAUAGACCUGAGCCAGAUGCCCCCCUCACCAGGAACAGCAACAGGAAAAGCUCCAAGUCCUACUCCUCACAGAGCAGAGAGGGUGUCGAACCAAGCAGCUGCAGACAAAGAACCAGAAAUGGAACUUCCAGAACCAACAGAGAAAGAGGCCCAAGAAAUAUUUGGUGCUCCCCCUCCUCCUAAGACAGUUAUGGAAGCUUUGGAGCAGAGGCUCCAGAAAUAUAAAUCAUCAGAAGAAAGUGCCAAAGCUGAGGGUAACAGUAGUAAAGCCAGGAGAAUGGGAAGAAUAGCAAAACAAUAUCAAGAUGCAAUUAGAGCCCAUAAGCUUGGAAAAGUUGUAGACUUUGAAGAGCUACCAACUCCUCCAGGUUUUGCACCAAUCCCCACAGGAUCAUCAGGUGCCCCGACAACAGCACCAACACUCCCUCCUCCCCAACCACAACUGAAGGCUGCAGCAUCAUCUAGUCCAGGUGGCAGCACUGCUCCACCCACCAGCAGACCUGUACCACAGAAAUCUCCAUCUGGCGCAAGUGUAAAGAAGAGGGCCUUAUCCCAGAAUGAACAGAAUGUUUUGUUGCUUGAAACAAAGAUGAAUCAGUUUAAAAAAGCAGCUUUAGAGGCCAAGAACAAGGGUGAAAUGGAACAAGCUAAGGCAUAUCUUAGAUCAGCAAAGGGGUUUGAGCCAAUGAUAGAGGCAGCAAAAGGUGGAUUACCAGUGGAUUUAAGUAAGUGUCCCACUCCCCCUGGUCCUGAAGGCUUGGAAGGCUUUGUGAUGGUGGAGAGAGAGGAUACAGAGCAACCUAUGGGGGAUAGAGACCAAAUGUAUAAGAAGCUAGAAACAGAUUUGAUCAACCAAAUUAGGUCAUGUAGCACAAAUAGUGAUCAUUUUACUAGUCUUGGAGAUGUGACAAGUGCUCAGAGGUUUGAAAAACUUGGACAAAACAGUAGAAAAGACCUUGAUGCCUUGAAAAAUGCAUACAAACAUGAUGACCCAGUUCCUAGGUUCCACUAUGAAAUGAGAACCUUCUCUAUGGUGCAAUGUUGUACAGAGUUGGGAGGAGAUGAUCUAGAACUUAUUAUUGUCAGAGGUCUUAAUUAUGGACUGCCCCCUGAUAUUAAGGCAACAGACUUAGACACCUAUGUGAAAUUUGAAUUUCCGUAUCCUACAGAUAAACCUCAACAAGACCACUCACAUACCAUAAAAAGCACAGACAAUCCUGAAUAUGACCAGACUUUUAAAUUACAAAUGAACAGGAAGUCUAGGGGGUUUCUUAGAUUACUAAAAAGCAAAUCUAUCAAAUUAGAAAUUUAUUAUAAAAGAGGAUUUUUCAAAGGUGAUAAAAUGCUGGGUACCUGUAACUUAAAACUCCAACCACUGGAAUCUCAAUGUGUUGUCCAUGAGAUUUUAGAUCUGAUGGAUGGAAGGAAGACAGUUGGUGGCAAGCUGGAGGUGAAGAUGCGCAUCAGGGAGCCAUUUCUUUCCAAACAGGUUGAACAGGUCAAGGAGAAGUGGUUGGUCAUUGAUGCCUUUGAAAGGAAACUUGCACCUCCACAGCAGCCGAGGUCCAGGUCCAGGUCUCCAGCCAGGGAGUCAAGGGAAGUGGUCAGCAUGGAAGUGCUGCGGUAUGAGAAAGACUUGGUGGAUAAACAGAUCGCCAAAUACAGGGGUAUCUUAAAACCUGUCCAAGAGCAGGCUUUGAGGAAGAAAAGUGAACAAUACCAAAAGCAAAUAGAGCAGCAGACGGCCAUAUUGAAGCAAGGGGGAGUGAAUUCACUUAAAGCUUACAUGGAUGAUAUAGCGAGGACUGCGACAGUGUACCACCAGGAGGCAGUGAAGUUGGCAAAAGAAGGGCAAAAAGACAAGGCACAAAUUGCACUGACAAAGAAGAAAUGUGUGGAGAACGAGGUUGGAUUAAUUCAGCAAAAACUUUCCAAGAUGUAGACUUCCACUUAGAUUAAAAGUCAGUUAUCAAAUUAGUGCAAUGCCAAUUUUUACUCUGUCGGUAGGAUAAACAAUGUGUUGGGGAAUAUAAGAAAGGACAUAAGAUGGUCACUGUGCAUGCAUGUGUCACUUUGAUGCCUUAAUGUACAAGAACUUCUAAACAGGAAAAGUUAAGUAGACGCUUCGGUUAUCACAUUGAAUUUUUUAUUUUAUACCAGGAUUUUUUAUUGAUCAAUCUGAUUUGAAAGGAUGAUGCUUUACAAAUGAUUCAUUUACUGUGAUUAGGUCUAUAUAUGUCAUGAAUGGUUAUACAUGUUCAUCAUGUGGGCUGUUGGGGUUUUUAUUCUCACACAUUUGAACUGCGUGAUUUACAAAAAAAUAUGAUGUCAAUUUUAAAUUGAUUGUCUACUAAUAUGUAAAGCAUUGUAGCAGGUUGCUUCAAUUUGACUAUUAUUAUUAUUAUUAUUAUUUUUUUUUUUUUUGUUAAGAACUUGUUUUCGUUCAGCUGAAUGUCUGUUGCAUAUCAAUUUCAUGUUUUAAUGAAAACAGAACACUGAGAUCAUAAGAGUUAUGAAAUACUGAGACUAAUUGCAAGGCGUGUUUAUUCAAGAUAAGAACAUUUAUUUUAGGCCAGACAAGAUUAAUCUGACAGUCAAAACUUAGAUUAAAGAUAUUCAAUAUAGUACUAGUAUCUGUAUUCUCUUUUCUAGGACUUCUUUACUUAUUUCUGAAAUUAAAGUGGUAUAUGUCAGCUAUCAUUUUCUGCAUCACACACCAUGAUAAAGAUAUUAACUUAAAGUACCAACUUUGUUAUUUUUGUACAAAUGUAACAGUUAUUCAAAAUAAACACACAGCAGAUUUAGAUAAUGAAAGAUAGCAUUUAUACUUACGUAGGCAAUGCACAGCUUUCAAAUAACCUUCUACAACUUCUGCACAAAAUGGGGGAAAAACCAGAAAUUGUUAAUCAUGCUUGUAUAUAAUCUUUAAACUAGUCUAGACAAAAUGUUCAAACAUGCUUGAGAAGCUAUAUUCACUUGUAAGCCAAUAACUCAUUUAAGCCAUUUAAGACCUGACAUGCUGGAUCUAGACGCCACUGAUAUAUACAUACUGAUAAGAUGCCUGUACCAGUGUUCUAAGUUUCUUGGUGGAUGUGUUUUUUUAUGUGAUUUAAUCCUAUUUGAUGUAACAGAAUAAUGUGAUCUGUUUAGUGGUCUGAUGCGUACCUGGAGUCAGCAGAAUAAAAGGUGAAUGUUUCUUGUUAUAAUUAUUAUGAUGUUACUUGAUUUUUUAAUGUGCUUGAAUUAUGACUUACACCAUGUUCAUCCAAAACUGCAUAUUAACAUUUUAUAAGGGGAUUUUUGUGUUAUAGUUUAGAAGAAGGGGCCAUCUCUCUUUCCCAUUUUUCAUGCUACACUUUGUGAUUGUAGAUCUUUUCUGAUAGAGAAAAAAUGUUAUUAUUUAUUAAUGCAUAAUGAAGUUUAAGAAAGUGCUCUCAUAGAAUUGAACAACAUGUCUCGAUUAAAGAAUCAGGUUUUUUUUUAAUUGUAGGAAAUACAUGUAUAUGAAACAUUCCUGUGUGUGGAAGUUGGCAAAUGACUUGAAUAAAAUAACUUUAUAAAGUUA
Molecule: messenger RNA, 4519 nt
Organism: Lingula anatina
Lineage: Eukaryota; Metazoa; Brachiopoda; Lingulata; Lingulida; Lingulidae
Product: coiled-coil and C2 domain-containing protein 1-like
Molecular function (GO): DNA-binding transcription repressor activity, RNA polymerase II-specific
Source: RefSeq, a predicted model, not a curated record